AUUGAUGCUGCACGCGCCCGCAUGGUACGGUAGUACUAGCAGGGUAGGCCAAGCGACACAGCCUUCUGCUUCAGUGACGCUCUCAUUUCAAGUAUUUUUUCGUUCAUGAGGAAGUCACUGUAGACUCUGACGACUGCAAUGUUAAAUUUUGAGUUUUUAGACGAGGUUCGGCGAAUGAACAAGCGUCAGCUGUUCUACCAGGUGCUAAACUUCGGAAUGAUUGUUUCAUCGGCGCUGAUGAUUUGGAAAGGUCUGAUGGUAGUUAUGGGCAGUGAGAGCCCCAUAGUGGUUGUUUUGAGCGGUAGUAUGGAGCCAGCCUUCCAUCGGGGGGACCUGCUGUUUCUUACCAACUACCAGGACGAUCCCAUCCGAGUCGGAGAGAUCGUCGUCUUCAAGAUUGAAGGCCGGGACAUUCCCAUCGUCCACAGGGUGCUGAGGCUUCAUGAACAAGAAAAUAGUGAGAUGAAGUUUCUCACAAAAGGUGACAACAACAUGGUGGAUGAUCGAGGCCUGUACGCGCCAGGCCAGUUGUGGCUUCAACGGAAAGAUGUGAUUGGUCGAGCCCGGGGCUUUGUGCCCUAUGUGGGCAUUGUAACCAUUCUAAUGAACGAUUACCCUAAAUUUAAGUAUAUUGUUUUAGCCGGACUGGGAUUGUUUGUGCUGAUACACCGAGAGUGACAACGAAAGUUUACCAUCUUUGCAGUCCUAUUCAUCUUGCUUUCAUGUGGUAUAAAUAUCCCCAAGUAAAUGCCGCUUGAGAGCAGUUACUUACUCUUCUUACCGUCUCCAGGGCUCUGGAGGCAAAGGGUCUUACUGUGACAUGUUUCUUCUUUUCCCUAUGCACCUGUUUUGAGUGGUGUCAGAUUUCAAUUUGGAAGAUGGGUACAGUACUUGGUGGAGGGGAAUGUUCUACCUUUUUAUGUAUUUAUCAUGUUCAUGCUGUAAUGCCGCCAAAGUUUCCUUCUUUUGGACACGACAUAAAUGGUUUAUGGGUGAGGCAGUGAUUGUUGUUACUUAUUUGAAGAUAGGUAUCUAAUCUUUGCGGGGUGGAGCAAGAGAUUUAAUUAAAUACAUGUACACGUGAUAACUUCUAUCAUCGAGUGGAAUCACUUUGUUUUUAGAGCAUUUUGCUACAACCUUGCCAUUUACUUUGUGUACAAAUACUGAUGUAGUAGGCCUACAUUUAGCGUUAGCAUCCAUGGCAAGUAUUUCUGUUGUGCAAACACUACAUGGAGUAUGCCAUGUGCACAGAGUUAUCAAGGCAUUUCGUUUUAUGUCUUGAGGCAUUAACCGAGUAAGGCACAAUGCUUAGGUGAAUAUGAAUCUGAAGACAGUAAAAUUUGUAUCAGUGGCUCAUACAUGUUAGUCUUGAUGACUUGCACAUGUUUGAGUUGACUGUUACGUGUUUGAUUUUUUCUUUUCUUUUCAGGACAGUUACUCUUAUGUUCAUCUUGGGUUUUUAAAACAUUGAGUGGAUUCUUCAUGUCGAAUGAGUAAGGUUGAUAAGAUGGUUUGGACAAUUCCCAAGAGAUGUUCUGUGUUUGAUUUUUACAAAAUGAUUUACAACUGGCCUUAUCUGUCACCCAGGCCUUAGUCUUUGAGCCUUCCUUGAACCUUCCUUGGACUAGACAUACUCACAAAAGAGUUAUUACGCAUAAUGCUACCGCAAGCCUAUUACUUAUACCUUCCUUGAUUAUUGCUUAACUGCAUUUUUCCCGCGUAGGCAGAGAACGAAGCAAAUCAUUCAGAAUCAAGGACCAAUUUAGUACAUGUACAUGUUAAGACAUCUAAGCAAGUAAAUACUUGGAUGUCUAAUGUUAUUAUUUACAUUUGAAUCAGUUCAGCAUUGCAACCAAUUUUCAGACAUGGCCAUAGAACUGUCACAUUGUUUUGUAUACAAAAUUAUUGACGUGUCGGUUCAUAUUUUAGAAAUACAUGCACCAUAUUUCCUCAAUCAUUUUGUGUGCUAUACCAACUCCAAAAUGUUAUUAUUACUUUGAGUCGGGGGGGGAUAUGGGUUUAUGUUUAGGGGCUAGGGGUGAGGGUUUAACACACCUCACCCCUACACCCAAAAAUGUGAGAAAAAUAAAUGCAUAAAACUUGGA
This is a messenger RNA of Acanthaster planci (crown-of-thorns starfish), 2105 nucleotides long. RefSeq names its product SEC11 homolog A, signal peptidase complex subunit (gene sec11a). The record is from RefSeq and is a predicted model, not a curated record. Gene Ontology annotation, molecular function: serine-type endopeptidase activity. Gene Ontology annotation, cellular component: signal peptidase complex; membrane. Lineage: Eukaryota; Metazoa; Echinodermata; Asteroidea; Valvatida; Acanthasteridae.